This is a messenger RNA of Castor canadensis (American beaver), 3246 nucleotides long. Lineage: Eukaryota; Metazoa; Chordata; Mammalia; Rodentia; Castoridae. The record is from RefSeq and is a predicted model, not a curated record.
UUAUAGGUGAUAUUUGAAGGCAGAAAAGGUAAUUUUCAAGGAAUUCCAACCAGACUUUUGAGUACUUAUUAUUUGGAACACCUUGGGGAGUCAUUGAUUUAUUGAAUCAGUUGGUAACAGAAAAUGAAAAGCAGUGUGGCACAUAUGAAACAUUCUUCUGGUCAUGACAGAAGGGAAAACUAUAAUUCAUAUCAGAGGAGCUCCUCUCCAGAAGACAGGUAUGCAGAACAAGAAAGAUCCCCCCGGGAGAGAGAUUACUUUGAUUACAGCAGGUCAGACUAUGAGCGUUCAAGGAGAGGACAUUCUUAUGAUGGCAGCAUGGAAUCACGAAGCAGAGACCGAGAAAUACGCAGAGAAAGAGAACGAGACAGAGAAAAAGAUACGGAUUGGAAAAGAUCCCGGAAAUCCCCAUCUCCUGGGAGAAGAAGCCCAGAAUCUUCAGUAGCCCAGAGUUCUCAGGACGAACCUGCUGCAAAAAAGAAGAAAGAUGAGCUGGAUCCUCUCCUUACUCGUACUGGUGGAGCAUAUAUUCCUCCUGCAAAGCUCAGGAUGAUGCAAGAACAGAUUACAGACAAAAACAGCUUAGCAUACCAAAGGAUGAGCUGGGAGGCCCUAAAGAAGUCAAUCAAUGGUCUUAUCAACAAAGUCAACAUUUCCAAUAUAAAGAUUAUUAUUCAGGAGCUUCUUCAAGAAAAUAUAGUUAGAGGAAGAGGACUGCUGUCUAGGUCUGUUUUGCAAGCUCAGAGUGCUUCUCCAAUCUUCACCCAUGUUUAUGCAGCAUUGGUGGCAAUUAUCAACUCAAAAUUUCCACAAAUUGGAGAAUUAAUCCUCAAGAGGUUAAUUCUUAAUUUUCGAAAAGGCUAUCGAAGAAAUGAUAAGCAACUUUGUCUUACUGCCUCAAAAUUUGUGGCACAUCUUAUUAACCAAAAUGUGGCACAUGAAGUUCUGUGCUUAGAGAUGCUCACUUUGCUCCUGGAAAGGCCAACAGAUGAUAGUGUUGAAGUAGCCAUUGGUUUUCUUAAGGAAUGUGGCCUCAAAUUAACACAAGUGUCACCAAGAGGAAUCAAUGCUAUCUUUGAACGCCUUCGAAACAUUCUGCAUGAGUCUGAAAUUGACAAAAGAGUUCAGUAUAUGAUUGAAGUGAUGUUUGCCGUACGGAAGGAUGGAUUCAAGGACCACCCUGUUAUCCUAGACGGACUUGAUUUAGUUGAAGAAGAUGAUCAGUUUACCCACAUGCUCCCUUUGGAGGAUGAGUAUAAUCCAGAAGAUGUUCUUAAUGUUUUCAAGAUGGAUCCUAACUUUAUGGAGAAUGAAGAGAAGUACAAAGCUAUUAAGAAAGAAAUACUUGAUGAAGGAGACAGUGAUUCAAACACAGACCAAGAUGCUGGAAGUAGUGACGAGGAGGAGGAGGAAGAAGAAGAAGAAGAAGAUGGGGAAGAAAAUGAAGAAGGACAAAAAGUGACUAUUCAUGACAAAACCGAAAUUAAUCUUGUCUCAUUUCGUCGUACAAUAUAUCUGGCUAUCCAGUCAAGUUUAGAUUUUGAAGAAUGUGCUCAUAAGUUGCUGAAAAUGGAGUUUCCUGAAAGUCAAACAAAAGAACUCUGCAAUAUGAAAUACUUGAUGCUGUGCCCAACAAAGGACAUAUGAGAGAAAUUUUUUGGCUUAUUAGCUGGCGUUUUUUGCAUGCUAAAAAAAAGAAUAUAUGAGCAAUCUUUUGAAAGUAUAUCAAAGAGCAAUAUUGAUACCAUCCAUCGCUUGGAAACAAAUAAACUGCGAAAUGUUGCCAAGAUGUUUGCUCACCUUUUAUACACUGAUUCACUUCCAUGGAGUGUUCUUGAAUGUAUAAAACUGAGUGAAGAAACCACUACAUCAUCUAGUAGAAUCUUUGUUAAAAUAUUUUUCCAGGAACUGUGUGAAUAUAUGGGUCUUCCUAAACUUAAUGCAAGAUUAAAGGAUGAAACCCUACAACCCUUCUUUGAAGGAUUAUUACCCCGAGACAAUCCAAGAAACACUCGGUUUGCCAUCAACUUCUUUACUUCAAUAGGGCUUGGAGGCUUAACGGAUGAAUUGCGAGAGCAUCUCAAAAAUACACCAAAGGUCAUUGUGGCACAGAAACCAGAUAUUGAGCAAAAUAAGUCCUCCCUGACCUCUUCAGCAUCGUCCUCAUCAGAGUCCAACUCGUCUGACUCUGACUCUGAUAGCAGUGAGAGCAGCUCAGAGUCCUCCAGUGAAGACAGUGACUCUUCAUCCUCCAGUAGUCAGAGCUCUGGUUCAGCUAAAGAUACAAGAAAGAAGGGACAAGGAAAGAUCAGGAGUAAAGAAGUAGAUAAAUUGAUCAGAAACCAACAAACAAACAAUAGAAGACAAGAAGAAGGAAGAGCAGAACAAAGGCAUCAGGAAACAAGGACUGAGAGAGAAAGAAGGUCAGAAAGACACAGAGGUCAGAACUCAAGAGAUCCAAAUUGGAGAGAUUCUGUAAUAAAACACAUGUCAGACAGAAGUGUUCCUUUUGAAGGAAAUACUUACAGUAGAGUUGGGAAUGACCGAGACCAAGAAAUGCACAUAGAUUUGGAAAAUAACCGUGGAGAUCCAAAAAAGAAGAGAAGAGAGAGAAGAAAUUCUUUUUCUGAAAAUGAAAAGCACAGAAUCCGAAAUCAGGACAGUGAAAAUUUUAGAAGAAAAGGUAGAUCAAAGUCAAGGGAAAAGAAUAGAAAACAUUCAGGCUCUAAAAGUGAUGAAGACAGGUAUCAGAAUGGUACCGAGAGGCGAAGGGAGAAAUCUAGCAGGCAUUCUGAACGUUCCAGAGAAUCAAGGGAAAAUCGGGAUCGAAGAGAAAAGUCUCCAACAAAGCAAAAAUAACUACAAAAUAUCAAACGGAACAUGCCUUAUACUCAGUUCAAACGUAGUAUUUUUUACAUUGGUGAACUUUAUAGAGAACUCUUGUAUAAAAUACUUGUUUGUAUUUGUAAAUUUUGAAAAUGUUUUCAUUUCAACAAGUUUUAUAAUUGAUGCAUCUCAAGACCCUCCCAGUAAAACUAUUGGAAAAGUUCCACAGAAAGGAAAUGUAAGUUUUGCGUAUAUUUUGUGAAUAAAAUGAUCAAAUGUUCAUCAAAUCAGUGAUUUUUUUCAUUGACAAAAAUGUUUUUUUCUAUAAUAAUGUUUCUAGUUAUAAGCAUUGUAAUUUUUAGCGGCUUUUUAUAUAUAACUGAAGACCAAAAUAGAUGAACCAUUUCAGUUUAAUUAAGU